Molecule: messenger RNA, 1259 nt
Organism: Perkinsus marinus ATCC 50983
Lineage: Eukaryota; Perkinsozoa; Perkinsida; Perkinsidae
Exons: 1
Coding region: 1-1041 (346 amino acids)
Source: RefSeq, a predicted model, not a curated record
AUGCGUUACAUUCUCCUCCUCGUCAUUGUCGUCGUCGCUGCUUACUUCAGUGAAGCGGGUCGACUCGACUGUCCUCCAUCUUCGGAGACGAAGAAUAUGGCAACCUAUUCUUGGAGGCAAGCCUACUGGACUGGUCAGGACACGACCUUCCUAGACUUUUUCAAGUCCGACGUGUCGAAGGAGUACAACCGUGGUGAUGUUUACCUCAACGUGGCCGAUGCCUCCAACGUGGGCAAGAUUAUCCACCCUGAGAGACUGGCCGAGCUCAUCGCCAACUUCCGCAAGGUCAGCGGAAACUCUGCAAGGUUCUAUCUUUUCUAUGCUCAAGGUGGUGGCAACGAUAAGAAAUGGGCCCCCGAUUUCGUUCGUGUCUUUAAGGAGUUCAUCCUCAAGUACGGCAACCCUGAUAUGGGUACUCUCGGUAUCAGCUUCCAAGUCAAGCUUGACCUUGCUACGUGGUACAACAUAUUUGAUGCUUUCGAUGCGCUCAAGACUGACCCACAGUUCAAGCCCUACAACAUAGCCCUUGAUGUUACGAUGAACUAUUACAACACUGACAGGAAACUGGUGGACCAGAUUAUGUUCAGGGCUGAUCACGUUACUCUGCUUACCUUCGCCAACACCUCCCCGCGACUUAUCAACUUUUUCGUAGCCUUCCUGACCAAAAUUUGUCCCAACUGUAACAAUAACUACUAUCCCAAUUACAAGGCUAAGAUCACUUUUUUGGCCGAAGGUGAUUGCAACUCGGGAGCCUGUAGUAAGACGUCGAUGUGUGCUUACUACAGCGAUCGCCUUACCGACCCCAAGGGAGGUAUCCUCUACGCUUACAAUCAGCUUUCGACUGCUCUCGACCAUGUUCGUGAUCAUGUUCUGUCUAAGCAUAAGUUUGAUUACUUCUUUGAAGCCGGUGGUACACAUAUCGGUCUUAGCUCCUUCUCGUGGGUCAUGUGUUACUACGGCUCCGAGUCGUGGCAUCAGAUUGGCCUACAAAAGUGUAUGUCCGACUACCAGUCCGCUUCACAGAUAUGCCGUCAAGGUUAAAUACCCUUAUGUCUCGAAAAUUAUUUUGAGGUCACCAUCAGAAGUAGAGCUUCGUGGUCAAGUCGCCGACGUUACUUUCUUUCACACGGGUGUUUUUCCCACGAUUAUUGCUCAUGAUCUAAGGAUGUAAGAUCAGAGUAGAAGUUUCUGGGCAACCACUCGACUCCACUCCGUAUUCACAACCCCUACCAACAGCACGUCUUCUCGACGGUUGCUAC